GUGUUCCCAGGUGUUGGCGGAGCCGUCGCCGCCCUCCCUCCUUCUACCCUCACUAUCCUCCUCCUUGGUGAGUUAACUGGCUAAAUCACAGCGUCAAGGGUGCGGGGACUUACCGGGGUGUGUUUGAGGGUAGAUAGAGGAGCGGGAGAGGCGGGACGAGGAUAGAAAGCGAGAGGAAAAGGAAAGGUGAGGGUGGGAGAGGACGCCAUUUUAAGUGUUGGACUGAAUCAGCUGUUUUGUGGUCCGCGCCCAGCGAGGCCUACGCUCACACAGAGUGGUGACGCCUGUAGCCAUCGGAGCAACGUUGCAAUCACCAUCAUCACCAACACAGCCAGCAGCAGCGUUACUAAGCCUGGUGGAACACAGCAACUCACUGGCAACACUGCAGGUAUGGGUGGGCGUGUGAGGCUUGUCACGUGGUAUUCCUGACCUGACCUCCUGUUGGGUGACCACCACGGUAGUUGGUUGUGCAUCCUUUUGAGAGCACAGCCCGGCCCAGCCCAUCAGGUGCAGCAGUGGUUGGUGCAAGCCAGCUCCUGCGUGCGUGUGUGUGUGUGUGCGUGUGUGCGUGUGAGGGGAAGUAGCAGGUGUCUAAAAACAGAGGAGUGAGGCAGCCCAGCAGCUGCCCGCCCCAACCCCAUCCACAACUCUGGCAGGAGGAGAACAACAGGCUGACUAUGGUGGUUGUCUACUGAUGAAGGACAGGAAUAGGAAGAUUGACCGGAGGAUGGAGCGAGAGAGCAACCAGCUGGAGGCCGGACCCAUUCUGUGCCGCACUGGCUGUGGCUUCUUUGGGUCCCCAAACACUGAUGGGCUCUGCUCGAAGUGCUACAAGGAUGCUCUUAAGAAGAAACAGCAACCACCCUCCAGUGUGACCUCUCCCACCUCUCCGGCAGCAUCCAGCCCUGCCCCUCCAGCUGCCGCCCUCCACCAAACCCCAGCUGCUGCCACUACCACUGCUCAGCCAACAGUUCCCUCCCUUACACAGGUGGGUGGGGCAGCGGCGGAUAAGCGUGAAAGUGGGGAAGAGGGCGGGGCGUCUGCCUCGGAGGACGUGGACCCGGCCAGCCCAGACAAGGAUGCUGGCAAGAAGAAGAAAAACAAAUGCCAGAUGUGUAAGAAGAAGGUUGGGCUGACAGGGUUCACGUGCCGGUGUGAGGGCCUGUUCUGCUCCGUGCAUCGCUACAGCAACGAGCACCGCUGCACCUUCGACUACCGCGAGCAUGGGGCGGAAGAGAUAAGGCGGAACAACCCUGUCAUCAAGGGCGAGAAGAUCCAGAAGAUAUGAAGCAGAGGCUAGCGGGCCCUCCCCCCUCCCCCCCCUGGUGAUGACUGGACUGGCAAUGCCAGCUGGCCCAGCAGUGUUGAGACUUGGCAGGAUUUUUUUUAUUAUUAUUUUUCCUUGUUCUAUGAAUAUAUUUGAAAAAUAGGCCUAUUUGUACAGUGGGGUCAGCGCAGGGGCGGGCCGUCCGCAGGGCCGCGGCGGAGUUUUGAGUUGUGUUGGUUGGCUCUGCUGUGUUGUGUACGUGUGUGUGCGUGGGGCCGCCGCCCCGCACCGUGUCUAGCAUUACCUCAUCGCGUCACCACUCACCCCCUCGCCUCAUCGCUUCACCACAGUCAUCAUCACCGUCGUCGCCGCACCCUCGCGCAUCAUCACAUCCCAUGUCGUCUAGUUUGUAGGCGCCCCAGCCCGGGGACCUGUCGGUCCUAACUUGGUCCGUACGUCCUUGAGAGAUAUAAUAAAGUGGCGUUGUUCUUUCCGGAAGGGCGAGGGAAGGAAGCCGCUGGGGUAGACGUGGCUCCUGGGCCACGGCCUGCCUUACUCGGCCGUUGGAACCGUUGGCCUGGUCAGCUCCAGCGGCAGGCCGUCAUUAUGCACUGGGACUCACUUAGAGACGGACUCUCGCCUUUUGUACCGAGCGUAUUAAACCUACUAAAUACUGCAACAUUUGUAGUGGCUACGAAGAAUGACAACAGUGAGGUUUCCUUGUUUGUGUGAAUGGAGACUUACCUCUUACUAGGGCACCCGUGUCACUUUACCUUAACCAAACCACCGCCCGCCCUCGCCCCGACCGCGAGGGAUACUUGCCUUUUUUUUUUUUUUUUUUUUUUUUUUUUUUUUUUUUUUUAGAUUUCUCUUGUUUGUGUUUUAUUGCAGUAGUCGGUGCUUAUACAGAGUAGCGGACACGCUGGAACAUCAAUUUUAACGAAGAAUAAAGGUUUAACGUGGCAAGCUCCUUACAAAUGUUGCCUGAUGAAUGACAGCCAUGUUUGCUCCUUCCAUUUUAGUGUUUAGUUUAUCAUGCCAGUCGGUUGGCAUCUUGUUUGUGAGGAGUUUGUUUCUUUGCUUUAUAACUAUUCCCUCUUUGAUUACCAUUAUUAUCAAUAGUCAUUGUUACUAUAUACGAUUUGUAGUCAAAUAUGUCCUGGUGUGCUCAAUAAAUGGGUACAGCUAACUA
Messenger RNA from Portunus trituberculatus (swimming crab), 2459 nucleotides. It is a transcript of the gene drn, whose product is annotated as zinc finger A20 and AN1 domain-containing stress-associated protein 6-like. The transcript has 8 exons. Lineage: Eukaryota; Metazoa; Arthropoda; Malacostraca; Decapoda; Portunidae. The coding region runs from base 695 to 1288 and encodes 197 amino acids. The record is from RefSeq and is a predicted model, not a curated record. Gene Ontology annotation, molecular function: zinc ion binding; DNA binding.